AAAAAGUUUCGAUUGUUGUGCCUCUUGAUCAUUUAUUUUGAAUUUCUAACAUUAUUUCUAAAAUCGUACACAUUUCAUAAAAGCUACAAAUGCUACAUUUGUGGCUAGAAAUAAUAUUAUAAACUGGUCUACAUCUACUUCUGUCUUCUGCAGUACUUGCAGUACAAAAGCACAAAAAUGAUUCCCAACUAUGAUCAAUUUUGUGCGGAUUUAGAGAAACAAGAGCUAGAGGCACCAAAUGGCAUCCCAUCUCCAACUGUUUAUGCGCAGCUGCUAGCAAUAUAUCUUUAUCAAAAUGAUUUGUGUGAUGCAAAAUUUUUAUGGAAAAGAAUACCUCAGAAUGUGUCAACUAGCAAUCCAGAAAUAGCAGCAAUAUGGGCUAUUGGACAAAAACUAUGGAAGAAGGAUUUUCCUGGAACAUACCAAGCUUUGAAGGGAUAUAACUGGACAGAGCCUGUGGCACCCAUUAUAGAAGCACUUGAAGAGAAAGUUCGUGCCUCUGUCUUCAAUCUUAUUGGACGAUCAUACAGCUCAAUUUCUCUAGACACUGUUGUCCUCAUGACUGGGUUAAAUAAAGAUGCAGUACUUCAAAUUACAAGAGAUCUCAAGUGGACCUUAAAUGAGGAUGGAGUUACCCUACAACCAACACCAAAAUCCCUUCCAGCCCCACUGCAAACAUCAAGUGAAGAUCAACUGUUCAAACUUACCGACUUUGUAACAUUUUUAGAAAACUAAUAAAGGUAUGCUUAUUUUUAA
Messenger RNA from Aricia agestis (brown argus), 756 nucleotides. RefSeq names its product COP9 signalosome complex subunit 8 (gene CSN8). The record is from RefSeq and is a predicted model, not a curated record. Gene Ontology annotation, biological process: protein deneddylation; COP9 signalosome assembly. Lineage: Eukaryota; Metazoa; Arthropoda; Insecta; Lepidoptera; Lycaenidae. The coding region runs from base 178 to 735 and encodes 185 amino acids. Gene Ontology annotation, cellular component: COP9 signalosome. The transcript is spliced from 4 exons.